AUGAAUAUGCAACGGCAGCCCACCGGCGCUUCGAUAAACUCCAACGUGCCCCGACGGUCGACAUCCGGACGAUCGGUGGCUACCAACAGUCCUACAUCAUAUGUUGCUCUUAUGCGAAAACAGAAAGCCACAGUGUGGUGUGAUCGGGCACAAACCGUUGAUGUUCGGACCGAAGCUGCACGGAGAGCUGCAAAACAUCGAGCACAACUGGCCGUUCAGAGUAGUGCGAAUUCUGCCAGCGGUCGAACGUCGACACUGUCUUCUGGUGGCGUAGUGGGCAAGAUACGACACGGCGGUGUCCCUAAAGCGCCAUAUGUUCCAGUCAAUCUGUCAGGCGCAACUGUACCGAUGCGACUGUCGGCAAACGAGAUGCUUGGCGAUGAAGAAGAAGAGCAAGGCUAUAUGCGCGGUGAUAACGCAAUGCUACACGGAAGGUCUGGUAGCGGCAAGAGCAGUACGCAUUCCACACAAUAUCGGAGUGGCUAUCCUCGACCAGAUGCUGGACGAUUUAGCUCCAACAGCACCCCUCCCAGUGGUGAAGGCUCUCCAAGUGCUCGAGACCGCAUUCCAGAAGAAACACAUCCUACACCAGAGGAAAGCAAGACAGACUAUUACGCAAGCCGAGAAAAGGCGGAUUCGAUCGACGAAGACUCGUUCGGUGCUUUGGGUGAUCUUGCUGGACCAAAUUCUGCCCUGAUAGCAGCCAAAAACGCCAAAAACGCAGAGGACUUGCGCAGACGGGGAAGCGUUGACGAGCGGACCAUGAGCAUGGGUGCUGGCGUCAAGCUUUUCGUCGCCAAUCCUGAUGUUGACAGUGAUUGA
Molecule: messenger RNA, 822 nt
Organism: Cyphellophora attinorum
Lineage: Eukaryota; Fungi; Ascomycota; Eurotiomycetes; Chaetothyriales; Cyphellophoraceae
Exons: 1
Coding region: 1-822 (273 amino acids)
Source: RefSeq, a predicted model, not a curated record